AUGGAUGAUUCGGAAGUGAAUAAUCAGUCAUCAUUGCAGAGAAUGAAUAUUAUUAAUUCAUCGUUGGCUGUUCGGGGAGUGUGGAUUUUGGAUGAAGAGAGGAAGAAUUUGUUAUUUUCGAGGAGAUUUCCGACAGUGGAAAAGAGAGCACAGACGCUUUAUCAAUCGGGAGAUGAUUUAGAAUUGAAUAAUUCACCUAUUAAUCAUGAAAAAUUCAAAAAAUCUAUUCAACACUUUUCGUCAAGUAUUCAAAAUUAUGAUGAUGGAUUUAUUUUGGAAUAUUUUAGAAAUUGUAAGAAACAAUAUGAUAUUCUGUCUUGCAAUUUGUCGAGUCAACAAACACUGUCCUUGACAGAUUCUAAUAAUAAUGUGAGACCAAAAAAUUCAACUUCAUCAUUCUUUGAUAAUGCGGAAAUUACUGAUAAUGAAGAAAUGGGCAAGAUUGCCUUUAAAUUACAGGAGGAAAAUUUUUCACUCUUUUCCAUUCAAACAAAAUUCAUUCAGAAAUACAUGGAUGAUCUAUUGGCCAUGUCAACACCUGAUAUCAUAUCUGCAGAGGAUGAGGACUUGUCGCUUUUACUUCCUAUUGAAGUAUCUGCCAUCAAUACUAGCAAUCCAACUCUGAAAGUAAAAACUUCAUCCAAUGAUAAGCUCAAACCAAAUGCUAAAAAGGCUGGACUUAAAUCACCAAGCUCCAAGAAACUGACCUCCUUCGCAAGAAAUAACUCUUCAAAAAGUUUACCAAAUUCUCCUUCCCUUAAUUCCACCACUGAUUCUCUCGUUCCACCUCGUAUUUUCCCAUUCGUAUCGAUUGUAAUGAGUGGUGUUACUUUCAUUACUUUGCCUCUCAUUGUUCCUCCAUCCAGUCCUUCCCCAAUUGAUUUUUCCAAAUUGGAAAAUUGUGUUGAGUAUCCUUGUAUUUCUGGAGCAUUUUGCUUACUGCAAGAUUUGGCCUCCAACUUUUUCCUUGCAAACCAAAAACAUCAAAAAUCUGCAGAAGUCACAAAUUAUCUUCACAUGUAUUUGAGUCAAGCAAUGCCUUUUGGAAGACCUAUAGACACUGCUCCAAGUAAUGUUCAUCACCUCUUGACAAAAUCCUUUCCAGCUCAAGAUCCAGAAUUGACUUCCUGUAGAAGACCAUCUUGGAAAGCUCACUCCCUCUCAUUUGAUCAGCAAAGAAUUCACUUUAUCAUUAGAGAAAAUGUCCUGUCAGCUCAAUUCGACAAGAAGGAUAUUAGUGAUGAAAUUUCAUGUUUUGGAUCUGUUUUAUGUAGUGCAGAAGUGGAUGGAUUCUCUGAUGUGACUGUUUCCCUCAGUGAACUCAAUAAUGUCAAGCAAAUGUCUGUUCACUACUGUUGCAGAGAUCAUCCAGAUGAAAUGAUCAAUCCAGGAGAGUUUGCUAGUCUUUCAUUUUCACCACCAUCAGGAGCUUUUGUUCUUUGUAAAUAUAAUAUUGAAAAUUUAAAGAAACCACCAGUGAGAGGAUACUAUCAGAUGAGAGAGUUGGCCGAUAAUAAGAUUGAAUUUUUAUUGCAACUUGGAAUAGACUCAUUGGAUUCUCAAUUUGAUUACUGUAAUGCUCUGUUACCAUUCCCCAAUAGAAGUGAAAUUUCUGACAUUUCCUAUCAAGCUUCUCAAGGUCAAUUGACAAAAGGAAAGGGAAGAAAUACACUCGUUUGGACUAUUGGAAAUAAGUGGAAAACAACUGAAAUGUCGCUCAGUGCAACACUCACCUUCAAUUCGGCUGAAUUUGUUAAGGAUGUCUCUGAUCCAUUCUUUGUCAAUAAGAAUUCUCUUGUUCGAUUGCAGUACAAAUUGAUUGGAAAUACUGUUAGUGGUCUCAUUAUUGAUCCAAAGACUGUCUCUCUCAACUCAUCUCUCAAACUAGAAUCCAUAACAAUCAAGAAAGAAGUAGUCUCUGAGGAUUGUGUGAUUUACAAUUCCCGAGGUGAUGUAAGACACGUUCAAUAAAAAUUGUACUGAAUCGC
Naegleria gruberi is the source of this 1988-nucleotide messenger RNA. RefSeq lists its product as uncharacterized. Gene Ontology annotation, biological process: endosomal transport. The coding region runs from base 1 to 1971 and encodes 656 amino acids. The record is from RefSeq and is a predicted model, not a curated record. Gene Ontology annotation, cellular component: lysosome; AP-type membrane coat adaptor complex; late endosome. NCBI's taxonomy places the organism in Eukaryota, Heterolobosea, Eutetramitea, Acrasida, Naegleriidae. The transcript has 3 exons.